GCCGACGUAGCACCCAUCGCGUAGAACGAAUGUACGCGGUCUCCGCUGUCGUUGACUUAGCGAACGACUCGGUAUCGUCUUAUAAAUAACUGAUAAAUUAUAGGGAUCUUUUAAAAACAAUAUUAUAACAUUAUACGAUAUACUUGUAAAAUAUAUUAAUUAACGGCUGUGGAAACAAAUUGACACGCAACUUCAUUGGUGUUAUAAAAACACAAACAAUUAGACAGUGUUUUGGAAAGGAUAUAAUUAUAUCCCUUAAUAGUGAACUGAUUUUAACUGUGACUGAAUUUGAAAGUGAAAUUUAUAGUUUUAUUAUGUAGCUGUGAAGGCGUAGACAAAAUGAAGAUGUUUACCUUAUUAGCCGUUUGCGCGUUGACCUCAGCGUACAAGAUUACUCAACUUAAAGUGCCGCUGUACGCAGACCCGCGUCGCGCGGCUGAGCUUAGCUGCCACUUUCAAAUGGAUGACCAGAAGUUGCAUUCGGUCAAAUGGUACCGAGACAUGCACGAGAUCUUCCGAUAUAAUCCGUCACAAAAGCCUCCGAUCCGCCUGUUCAAUGUGACCGGUAUCAUGGUGCAAGGCGGAGAGUGCCAGGCAGAGUGGUGUAUGGUGAGGGUGAUGCCGCCGCCUGUCGCUGCAAGAGCCGCUUACAGCUGUGAAAUAUCCACUGAGGGACCGAAGUUCCAGAUAGCGCGGCAGACUAAGCAUAUGACUGUUGUCGCGAUGCCAGAGAGAGAUCCUGCUAUUAUUGGAGCUCCCAAAUUAGUGAAGCCUGGAGAACAAAUACUGCUUAAUUGCACCUCGGAUUACUCGCUGCCACCUGCUGAUAUCAAUUGGUAUAUUGAUAAUGAUCUCCAGAAGCAAGAGCCGUGGCACCGCACCGAGUUGACCUCACCUCGGCAAGGAGGCCUACGUGCGUCUUGGCGAGUUCUACGCGUCCCGGUUCCUCCAGCAGAAAGCGGGGCAUUGAGCGUGCGAUGCGAAGCGAUCCUGCCCGUGGAACCGCCGGUCAUUCGAGAUGCGGAUGCUGUCCUGACGCUGUACUCUCGUACACAACUCUCCAAAUACGUCUCGAGUUCAGGUACAAGCUUGGGAUUUCAAUUUAGUUUUCUAACGUAUUUGUAUUCUGUAUUGAAAAUAAGUUUAUGAGGCUCACAAUGAACAGAAAAGGUGAUAUUAGUGUAACUUUGGUCUAAUUGUCCAAACGAAAGAGCGACUUUAGCGUUUGUUAGUACAAUAUGGAUUUCAAAAUAAAAUAUAUAUAGGUAACAGCAGCCAAUAUAAAACUUCAGGUGCCAAAUGAGAACAUGAAAUACACCUCUAGUGCUCAAAUAUUCAAAAGCCACUCAAAUAUUAAUAACGUCACUAAUCUUUCUGAGCCAAUCCCAUAUUUGUUUGACUUUUGUGCAUUUGGACUUCAGAUACGUAAUAUAAGGUAUAGUAUGACUAUUUGUGCUAUGAUAAAUUGUACAGUAAUAUUAUGUUGUGACUUAGAAACAAUUUAUUUUUUGUAUAUGGAGCUGAAGCGAUUAAUUGGUAUCAUUAGUGCACUAUUGAGUUGUCAUAUGCAUUGAUGAUUAUAUUUAUAAUAAUUAAAUAAAUAUCUUAUUGAAAAUAUAAACCCAUUACUUUAUGAAUCGAACAGAGUUUAAAAUGUUUUUUUCUAUAUGAACUAUUUAAUACGUAAACUGCUAAAAACACGGCUUGCGUCAAAUCAUAUCUUAUAAUAAAAGCUCGUUGCUUUUUCUUCGAAAAGUAUCUUAUUAAUACUGAGUAGUUGGCAUAACUCACGGACUUGAAUUAUAUAACUGCAUUUACAAAUUAAUGUCAACUACGUCAGCUUUAGAACUCUGGAUUUAUUUUAACCAAUAUUUCGCAAUAAAGCCUCGGUCUGAGACCUCAUAGGAUUGCCAAUCAUUAUUUUUGUUAUUACCUUAACUCUUUUAUUACAAAUUUAAUAUAUAUCUUCUCACUUUAGAAUACUUUACCGUUUUUUGUUUGUUUAUUAUGUUUUAAAUUUAAUGAUAAUAUCUGGAUUUUUUCUAUAUGAUAAAUUAGCACAUAUAAUAAUUAAAUUUAAUGUAUGGCUGUGUUUCACAUAUUAAGGUAAUGUCAAUUCUUUGCACGAAAUUGUUUGCAACCUUUCAU
Messenger RNA from Pieris rapae (cabbage white), 2148 nucleotides. RefSeq lists its product as uncharacterized. The record is from RefSeq and is a predicted model, not a curated record. Lineage: Eukaryota; Metazoa; Arthropoda; Insecta; Lepidoptera; Pieridae. The coding region runs from base 340 to 1149 and encodes 269 amino acids. The transcript has 6 exons.